Molecule: messenger RNA, 1425 nt
Organism: Arabidopsis thaliana (thale cress)
Lineage: Eukaryota; Viridiplantae; Streptophyta; Magnoliopsida; Brassicales; Brassicaceae
Product: ATP-dependent helicase family protein
Exons: 7
Coding region: 1-1425 (474 amino acids)
Biological process (GO): gene silencing by siRNA-directed DNA methylation
Cellular component (GO): nucleus
Source: RefSeq, marked reviewed
AUGGAUACAUUCAUGAACACUAAAGAUGAGCUUGAGCAUGUUGCUUUCCUUGUCUUGUGGCUAAGAUACUUUGUGUUUCCAUCAGGCUUCCAUUAUCUCUAUGUAACUAUGUUUCCAAUUGCUAUUCAUCUUUCAAGUGGUACUAAGACUGCUCUUGUUGUUCUUGCUCAUUUGUCUAUAGAGCUAAGUCUCGAUCCUCAUCACAUCGAGAUACUCAACUUUCUAUGCAACAACUUAGUUGUUGAAAACCCCAAUGGAUGCAUUCUUGCUCAAGCUCGUGGACCUGAAAAGACGUAUUUGAUGAUCAACUUCAUAUAUGACCUGUAUCAAAACGACGAUAAAAGGAAAAAGGUCGUGGCACUAGAAAAUCAAGAAGCUGGUGGAAGUUGUGUCGAUGGAAAUGUGGCUCAUUGGUUUUCGAAAACUAAGUUCAAUGGAUUAGUGGACGUACCAAUUGUGUAUUUGGCCUUGGAAGAAAAUGUAGUUAAGAAUGAUCUUACAUUGAGAAGCUCACUUAAACAUGUCAUCAUUGGCGGUAGCAGCGGAGGCAGUAACAGUGGUAAAGGGCUAGCCAAUGAUUUGUACUUAGAUGUAAAUGAAUUGGUCGAAGUUCAAGUGAGAAGUGAUAAAGAAAUCAAUAUGAUGAAAGACAAAGGAAAAACAAUAUUCGACUUUAACGAAGCUAUUUGGCCAAAAGAUGAACCAAUAUCAAACACAUUUGAGAAAAGUGGAGCAACACUGACAAAUUGUGAGCAUUCUUGGAUAUGGAAGCAAGGUCUUGGUCAUACUUGUUGGAUAUGUGGUAUCAUUGACAAGGAUCAUCCGUUGCCACCCGGAUUCGGAUCGAAUAUCUGCAAAGAUAUCAAGAUGAGAGUUCCUAAAGAUGGCUUUUCAGGAACUGGCAUUUUUCCACAUCCUUUGCAUAGAAUGAUUAUGAAACCACAUCACUUCGAGAUACUCAAUUUUCUCUACAAGAACUUGGUUGUGGAAAACUCAAAUGGAUGCAUCAUAGCUCAAACUCCAUUAUCUGAGAAGACCUUCUUGAUGAUCAGUUUCAUCUAUGGUUACUUAGAAAAGCACCCAAAUAGUAAAUCUCUAUUUGUGCUUCCUAAGUGGGUGUUGAACGGUUUAAAGCGAUGGAUCAAAACCCGGAGUAUUAUCUUCUUAGGUGCCAAACAAUUCUCCAACAUAGUAUCUGAUAACAGUGGUGCAGAAGCUUCAGAUUCUUGUAGGGAUAUUCUCUUAAAUAUUCUUUCGGUUGUUGUUUUCGACAGAGGAACUGAUCCGAGGAACGAGAUGAUGUGCUUUCUUAAGGUUGUUUCUCGUAUUAAGACGCCACAUAAGGUUCUACUCACUGGCUCACUGUACAAAAACAACAUUAAGGAGGUUUUCAACAUCUUUGAUGUUGCUUUCCCUAAUUUCUGA